ACAACCAAGUAAGGACGGGAGGAGGAAAGGAAAACAAGUCAGUCUAAGCCAUUAGCAACACACCCCCCACAGUUUCGGGUUUGGGAUUUUUGAGCUUUUUGCAGCUGAGGUAUGGCCCGAAAAGUGGUCCAAUUUCAACCACGGAACAGGAUCAAGGAGACAGGUCAAUGGACCACUGGCCUGUGUGAGUGCUACAAAGACAUUGGAGACUGUGACGAGUGCAGCCGGUGCAUGUCCGUGCCUGCCUCUGCUGGAUUGUAUAAGCUGUGUACCUCCAGCUUCUCUCGCCAUGAGGGCUUCGGUCAGGGAGCGAUACGGCAUACAGGGGAGUGCGUGGAGCGACUGCCUGUAUGGAUGCUGCUGCUAUCCGCUAUCUUGGCUCCAAAUUUCCAGAGAGCUAAAGAGAAGAGCGGCAUCCCACACUACUUCCUCUGCCAGAUAUGCUCCCUUAAACUCCCUGCAGGGGGCGCACUUGCCACUCCUGAUUACCUCAGAGAAUUCAGCAGGGACACAAUAUGUCCCGCAGAGAGAGCGGUUCAGUUCUUUUCCCCGGAUGAGGUGAAGGAGCAAUAA
Menidia menidia (Atlantic silverside) is the source of this 573-nucleotide messenger RNA. The record is from the annotation of a GenBank genome assembly. Lineage: Eukaryota; Metazoa; Chordata; Actinopteri; Atheriniformes; Atherinopsidae.